AUGGGGGUUAUUGAACGGAACAAGGCGGCUCUGAACGACAAGGUCGCUGCGUCCUUUGCCAAUGCCAUCAAGAAUGCACGAUUCACCACUGAAUUGCGGGCUGGUUUGACGACGUUUUUCACCAUGGCCUACAUCAUCGCCGUAAAUGCCUCAGUUCUCACUGACUCGGGUGCUACGUGUGUCUGUAAAGACCCUGUUGACCCAACAUGCCUCAAGAACGAAGAAUAUUCUCUUUGCCUCCUUGAGAUCAACCGCGACUUUAUCACUGCAACUGCUGCAAUCGCAGCGCUUGGAUCAUUCCUCAUGGGCAUGAUGGCGAACCUGCCCGUUGCGCUUGCACCCGCCAUGGGAUUGAACGCCUAUCUAGCAUACCAGAUGGUGGGUUUCCACGGCACCGGCCCAAUCGACUACCGUGUUGCUAUGACUGCGGUAUUUGUGGAAGGCUUCAUCUUCGUUGCACUUUCGCUCACUGGCAUCCGUCAAUGGCUCGCUCGCAUCAUCCCUGCUUCCAUCAAGGUAGCCUGUGGCGCAGGAAUUGGCCUCUUCCUCACCUUGAUCGGCCUCUCCUACUCUGCUGGACUCGGUGCCAUCACAGGGGCCAAAGCUACCCCACUUGAGCUGGGAGGUUGCCCGUCUGAAUACCUUGACCCGGAAACGGGUAUGUGUCUUUCGCACAAGGCGACAAAUCCCACCAUGUGGCUCGGUUUCCUUGUUGGCGGUGUCUUCACUGCUCUGCUGAUGACUUACAAAGUCCGUGGAUCUAUGAUUGUAGGCAUCGCACUGGUAUCGUUCUUCUCUUGGCCUCGUGAUACCUCCAUUACAUACUUCCCACGCACAUUGGUAGGAGACAGUCGCUUCGAUUUCUUCAAGAACGUAGUCGGUUUCCAUCCUAUCCAGAACACACUUCUGGCACAGAACUGGGAUUUGUCCAAUGUGGGAGGUCAGUUCAUCUUGGCGGUCUUCACCAUGCUUUAUGUCGACAUCCUCGACGCUACCGGUACUCUGUACUCAAUGGCUCGAUUUUCCGGUGUCGUAGACCCUGAUACUGGCGACUUUCCCCGCAGUACCCUCGCCUAUAGCGCUGAUGCCAUCUCCAUCUCUAUCGGCUCCCUUUUUGGAUCGUCCCCAGUGACUGCUUUCGUCGAGUCUGGUGCUGGUAUCCAAGAAGGCGGUCGCACAGGUAUAACAGCUAUCACAACAGGCAUAUGCUUCUUCAUCUCUCUCUUCUUUGCCCCUAUAUUUGCCUCCAUUCCUCCCUGGGCUACGGGUGGUGCUCUCAUACUAGUCGGAUGCAUGAUGAUGCGCGGUGUCCUGGCCAUCAACUGGAACUACCCCGGUGACUCGAUCCCAGCCUUCGUCACACUCAUGUUUAUGCCUUUCUCGUAUUCCAUCGCGUAUGGUCUCAUUGCUGGCAUCAUGUGCUACGCCAUUAUCAACACUACUACUUGGUUUCUUGCUACCAUCUCUGGUGGACGCCUACUUCCUCCCGAUUACGAUAACAAGGAAUACUGGAGCUUCAGGUCAGAUUCCCCACGCGCUCAGCCCUGGUUCAUCCGGGCGUUGAAAGGCGACAAGCAGUUCUGGAGACCCCAGGAUACCACUUCUUUCGAGCUAGAGUCUACUGAGACUCACCAGCCCAAGGCUUGA
Messenger RNA from Pyrenophora tritici-repentis Pt-1C-BFP, 1647 nucleotides. The record is from RefSeq and is a predicted model, not a curated record. Lineage: Eukaryota; Fungi; Ascomycota; Dothideomycetes; Pleosporales; Pleosporaceae.